AGUCGUCACAUCUCUGAAAGGGCGGUGACUACUGGCGCAAGCAGAAAUCGUGAGGAAUAGGGUGUACACAAGACUGUUUUGAGUGCCUUGUCUUUGUAUCUGACUGUUUUCAAUACACUUUUCCGUCGUCAUUGAAAAAAAAAAAAAAGGAAAUAACGUUUUGAAUAGCUUUGUAAAGCCGUCGGGCAGGAAAAAUAUGGGGAAUUGCCACACGGUGGGACCAAACGAAGCCUUGGUGGUAUCAGGUGGCUGCUGUGGCUCUGAUGAGAAGCAGUAUACAGUGGGCGGCUGGGCCUGGGCAUGGUGGCUUAUCACUGACAUACAGAAACUCUCUCUGGAGAUAAUGACCAUCCUCUGUCGCUGUGAGAAUAUCGAAACUUCGGAGGGUGUCCCCUUGGAUGUGACAGGGGUCGCUCAGGUGAAGGUCAUGACUGACAAUGAGCUGCUGGGUUAUGCCUGUGAACAGUUCCUGGGCAAGACCGUGGCAGAGAUUAAAAGUGUCAUUCUGCAGACGCUGGAAGGUCACCUGCGCUCUAUUCUGGGGACUCUGACGGUGGAGCAGAUCUAUCAGGAUAGGGAUCAGUUUGCCAAGCUGGUGAGGGAGGUGGCAGCACCUGAUGUGGGCAGGAUGGGCAUUGAGAUCCUAAGCUUUACUAUCAAGGAUGUGUAUGACAAGGUGGACUAUUUGAGCUCCUUGGGGAAAUCCCAGACUGCCGCUGUUCAGAGAGAUGCUGACAUUGGUGUGGCUGAAGCAGAGAGAGAUGCUGGAAUCAGGGAAGCAGAAUGUAAGAAGGAGAUGAUGGACAUAAAAUUCCAAGCCGAUACAAGAAUGGCAGACUCGAAGAGAGAGCUGGAGAUGCAGAAGGCUGCCUUCAAUCAAGAAGUGAACACAAAGAAAGCUGAGGCGCAGUUGGCCUAUGAGCUUCAGGCAGCCAAAGAACAGCAGAAGAUCAGACUGGAGGAGAUUGAGAUCGAGGUGGUUCAGAGGAAGAAGCAGAUCGCCAUUGAGGAGAAAGAGAUCCUCAGGACAGAUAAAGAGCUGAUCGCCACCGUGAGGAGACCAGCUGAGGCUGAAGCCUACAAGAUGCAGCAGCUCGCAGAGGCAAAUAAGAUAAAGAAGGUAUUGACGGCACAGGCCGAAGCGGAGAAGAUCAAGCGUAUUGGAGAAGCAGAGGCCGGCUCCAUUGAGGUUGUGGGUAAAGCCGAAGCAGAGAAGAUGAAGCUCAAAGCUGAGGCCUAUCAGCAGUACGGAGAGGCUGCAAAGACUGCCCUCGUCCUGGAGGCCCUGCCAAAGAUUGCUCAACAGGUAGCAGCACCAUUAAGUCGUAUCAAUGAGAUUGUGAUCCUGAGCGGCGACGGUGGCCGUGUUACUGGGGAGGUGAAUCGUCUGUUGGCUGAACUACCUGUUUCUGUAAAUGCCCUCACAGGGGUGGAUUUGUCCAAGAUCCCUUUGCUUCAGAAAAUGAUCAAUCCUCAAGCUUGAACACGCCUCUUCCACUCUGCUGCCUAUUCGACACUCCCACAUUGAUUGCCUUGAAAAGAAACACAAGCUGUUUUCUUUUUACAGAAAUGAGGAAUUGAUUUUUUUAGACCCCUGGUGCCUUACCUCUGCAGGACCAGAAUCUCUGCAUGUGCUCUUGUUUUCAUCACGUGUAUCCUUUUAUCUGUUUUUUUGCCUUUUUUGUUGAAACCACUUACCUCAAUUAUGGUUAUUUUGUUAAUUUGCAGAACUGUUUCAUAAAAUUCACUAGUGGGCAGCUGCAGAUGUAUGUGUAUGUAGUGAUUUAGAAGAUAAGGAGGUAUUUCCAUUUUAGAGGGUAGCUAAGGUUGUAUUCACAGUUACGUUUAUGCAAUGUAUGAAGAUAUAUAUAUAUAUAGUGUAUAAAAAUAUAAAAAGCAUUAGGUUUGUUACAGCAUGUUUAUUGGAUUGAUCAACUGGGCCUUUGAAAUCAUUCAUCAUUAUGAAGACAUUGCUGUUCAGGUCAAAUAGUGACACAGGAGUGAGGAGAACUGACUUUUAGUUUAUCUAACCAAUACAUUUAGACAUAGGUUCAUUUGUAAACAUCUUUUUGUAUAGUUCAAACAGUAAUUUUUUUUUUUUCAAAACUUUGCUUUUAGGGUUGUAGGUCAAAUCACGCUUUCACUGUGCAGUCGUUCAUCUAAAACUACGCCAUGUGAUUCAUAAUCAUAUCUGUACGUAUAUUCUUUGAGAAUGUUUUGCCUAUUUUUGGAUAAUAAGUAGUACUCCAAAUGCAUUUUUACCGAGACACCAAGCAAAGGCCAAAACACGCUGAAUUUAGUAGGAUUUUGAGAAGUAUCAUUAUUUUUUCAUUGCAGAAAACCUCCAAUAGUUUUACCUCACCCGAUGUUUAUGCAGACGAUAAAGCUUUGGUCCUCUUCCAUUAGCUGCAAUUAAGAUUUUAUGGCUGCAGCCAAACUGACCGUACAGGACCUAGUACACUCUUUUGUCUACUGUUAAAUCUACAAAUUUGGAUACUGUGCGUUUUAAGUUGAACAUCUACCAUGAAGAUACUCUGUGCCUCAGAGUUUUUCCCAUAUUGAAUAAUUUCAGUUAUUUUUAAUUCAGUGAUGCAGCUUGAUUAUAACAGGUCUUCUUCCUCUUUUUUAUGUUUUAACCGCAAUAUUUUAAAUAAUUUCACAUGUAUUCUUUGUUUCUAAAGUGCAAAUUAUCAUCAACCAGAUAAUGUGAGAGCUCUGUCAGGUAUAUGUGAAUUUUAACUCUGCUCCAGAGUGGCUAUAUUUUACUGUUUUGUUGUCUUCUGAUUUUCAGCUUGCUAUUGUGUUAUGAAAAUACAAAUCAAUUUGCCAAACGUCAGUAGGUCAAACUGUAUAUCCGCAUUUAUUUUACAUUGCUGCUGAAUCAUAAAUGAAUGAUUGGGUCUUUUGCUCAUUGGUAAUCAGAUGCCAAAUAGAAGUUUGUUUGUUUUUGUUUUUACAGUACACUUUGGCAAAAGUAUUUGUGAAGGAAUGGUCUGUUAGUCAGAAACAAGUUCAUUAAAAUUGAUGUUCAAUUUUCAUUCUUCAAAAUGAAGUGUUUGUUAUUUUACAUCAAUAUCUGUUUCAGCUGGGAAAAAGGGAACUGUGCUUUAAAAAUGUAGCCAUUGUUUAUAAGAUGUUGCACACAUUUAAAAUCAACUUCAGGCUUCGAAAAAUUUUCUAUGCUUAAUCUAAACUAAUGAGAGCUGUUGUUUCUAAGCUGAGUGUGUUUGUUCUAGAGUUGUGUGGUGUUUCCAUCACUAACAAUCACAUACUGAGAAUGUGUUAUAUAGCUGUGCAUAGAGUUAAUGCCUAUAACUUGUUGUAGAAUGAAUAUACAAUAUAUGUAUCUAAUAAGAAAUCUGUUUCUGAUCACAGUCAAUAAAUUCAUCUUGAUUUA
This is a messenger RNA of Onychostoma macrolepis, 3397 nucleotides long. It is a transcript of the gene flot2a, whose product is annotated as flotillin 2a. Gene Ontology annotation, biological process: protein localization to plasma membrane; regulation of myoblast differentiation. NCBI's taxonomy places the organism in Eukaryota, Metazoa, Chordata, Actinopteri, Cypriniformes, Cyprinidae. The coding region runs from base 197 to 1483 and encodes 428 amino acids. The transcript has 11 exons. The record is from RefSeq and is a predicted model, not a curated record. Gene Ontology annotation, cellular component: plasma membrane.